Molecule: messenger RNA, 12619 nt
Organism: Lagopus muta (rock ptarmigan)
Lineage: Eukaryota; Metazoa; Chordata; Aves; Galliformes; Phasianidae
Gene: CFAP54
Product: cilia and flagella associated protein 54
Exons: 62
Coding region: 1211-9658 (2815 amino acids)
Biological process (GO): cilium assembly
Source: RefSeq, a predicted model, not a curated record
CAGACCCAGCAAUCAUCUCUGGAGUACACUGCUGCUAACAGUCCUCCAGCUAGACUUUCUGCUACUCGCCACUACCCUCUGACUGGCUGUUCAGCCAGUUUUCAAUUCACCUCACUGUCUGCUUACCCAGCCCAUGUGUGAACAGCUUGUUUAUGAGGCUCUUAUAGGAGACUGUGGAAGGCCCUACCAAAGACCAGCUAGACAAUAAUCACUGCUCUCACCUUGUUUGCAAGAUGAGUCAUUUUAUCAUAGAAGUUUAUGAAAUCGGUCAAGUGUGACUUCCCGUUGGUGAUUCUAUGCUAGUUACUCCUAAAGAUUUUCUUGGCCUUGAUGUGCAUGGAUUAUUUCCAUUGACAUCCAGUACUAAAUGCCUUUCUGUGUUUGUUUUGUGUGUUUUUUACAGCAUCAAAAUAGUUCCUCUUCCUUUGGAAAAGACAAAUAGUAUUGAUGAGGUUCGCUCAUUAUAUAAGUUUAUUUGGAAACAAAAACAGCCUGCCAACUUUAAUACUUUGAAUACUAUUUAAUAUUGAACAGAUCAGUUUUAUUUUCAUCAGAUACAGAUCUCAGCUUUUCUUUAAGCAUUCACUUGGAAGCAAAAAUAUAAGACGUUAGUGCAGGAAAAUGAGAAGGAAAUUGCCAAAUUUUUGUCUUGUUAAAUGUGCCUAGAAACCAUUCAGAUGUGUUUUUAUGUGGGGAAGCGCCAAAUAAAUGGAAUUGGAAUGUUGUUGGAAUAAUAAGCAGCUUUUUCAAGUACUGUCAAGUUUCUGAUUUAUUUUGUGUCUGGUCACUGUUUAGUUAGGAAAAUUAAUAAUCAUGUAUAAAGAAUAUGAAAUAAAAUUUUAGAUUAUUUUCUUAUAUAGAUCUCUGAUUUCUUAAUUAUCAAUAAUGAAAAUAUAUUUUUGUGUGUUCUGGACUGUAUUUUAUGUUAUGCUGCUUGCAAAUGUACUAGUCAGUGAAAGUAAUGCUUUCUCUGCAGCGUAGAACAUCUUAAUCUUUCCCUGAUUUUCUGUGAAGUAUGUAGAACUUGAUUUGUAAUGGUCAUUUGUAUCAUUAUAAGGAAAGAUCUGGAUGGCUUUGAACUAUGUGACGUCUUUCACUCAUAAUUUCUACUCCAGUGUUUUCUACAUGAAAUAGCAUGGAGAAGUGUGUGAUUGCAAAGAAAUUAUAGAACUUCUUGCCAUGGCCUCGCACAACUACUGAACAGCUGCUGAUGGAAAUGUUUGAUGGUACUGCAGCUCAAUUCCUUGCCAUCCUGGAAGCUCUGUCUGAUAGCAGUAGGCGUGUGCUGCACCCUACUCCACCUGUUCCUGAUGAACCUGAAAUUCAUGAUGUGAUUUCAGAGCUUUUUUUUGCAGGGCUGGAAAUCCUCUCAGGUGGAGUGAGCAGUACUGAUAUUCAAGGAGAUGAUUGCGCUGAUAAAUUUGGUAUGAUUAAUGCAUCAUCAACUCUUCUGCAGUUGAUACUAACAGGAGAAAAGAGAGUGUCUGGAGAGGCUGCUGUGAAGUUUGUAAAAUUAGCUUUCAACUAUGAGGAGUGGGAUGUGUUUGAUUCUGCUAUUGUAUUUGUUACUAAUUUUCUUCAGGCCCAGAAUGACCCAAAGUGGAAGAAGGCAGAAAUGGAACUCCAACUUCUUACCUUGAUGCGACCGUUACUAUUUCCAGGAAAAUUUAGGCAUGGUUUUUCUGUUGAUGAAAGUAAUACUAGGAGAGAUCAUUUGCCUUGUGUUUCAGAUAAGAAGAGUACAGUCAGAACAGGUUCCUUAAAGCAUGGAGAGCCUUCUCAUGAUCUUAUCAUUUUGGCAACAACAGUGUUCUCCUGUGUCUCUACAUCUAAGCAGAACAUCCUACCUGACAAGGAAAUACUUUUUGAUGUCCUGGUGUUUUUGUGGCAGAAGUGUAAAACAGGACUUCAGUUAAACCCGAUGAAUGGAAGUGGCUACUUUAAAUAUAACCACAAAUACAAAGCUUCCAAAUGGGUUUAUGUACUCUGGAUAAUAAAUGAAGUGAUUCUGCAAAGUAAUGUAGCAGAUACUGAUGUUGUAAUGGCAGCAGAGAUAACCUUAUGUCUAACUGCAGUACUGGAAAGUAUGGCUGAUUCUGCAAGUAAAUCUAAGAAAAAAGCAGGGAAAAGAAGUGUAAUUCUCUCUGUAGAUGAAACCUGUGACAUUCCUGAAAUACUAAUGAGAAGUCCUACAGAACAACUGCAGCUUGCUUAUGAAAAUCUUGAAAAAACAAUUAACGAAAUGAACAAAUCUCGCUUAAUGACCUUCGUACCAGAUGGAAAGUCAGUAUUUGACAACUGCUGUACAAAGGUGGGCUCACAUGGCCAGAAUCUGAGUUCUGUUUUGGAAUGGAGUAAUGAUAAGACAAGAACAGGAAAUAUUUUUUUAAUGGAUUUACAUUUGGAGCUCAUUCAAGCCCAACAUCGAAUAGCCGUGAAACUUCUUAAACUGACACAAGGUGUUCAAAAGGAUGGCAGAAAUCUUAAGUCUGGCGAGCAUCAUGUGAAGAAGAUUGAAGAUUCCCAUUAUUUAACAGAGGCAGAUAUAAUGGGAAAAAUAAAGAAGAAUAAGCUAUCCAGAGCAAUCUUUUUGAUGGAAAAAGCUGUACAGAUGUUCCCUAAAGACCUAAGUACUUAUUCCCAAAGGCAGCUACUGCAGGAGGCGCUAACUUUAAUUGAACAAGUUGAAGCUGAACAAACUGCGUUGUAUCACAGUCUGAAAGAAUUCAUGAGCAGCAAGAAAAAAAACAAGAUUCCUCCUCCUCCUCUCUUACUUUCUAGAUCACAUUGCUCCAUGACAUUUAAACCAGCCUCAUUCUCCUCAGAUGUUCAGGUUGCGUGGUACAGUAUUUUGGGCUGUGUAGCAGGAGAAAAUAAUUCAAAAGUAAGAUUAAAUAACAAUAAACUUCCAAAUGCUGGAGAAGAGAUACUUGCUGAUGGAAAAAGCCUCUUGGAAAUACAAGGCUUAGAUCCCAAUGAGAAAUACAUAUUUGCUGUUGCAGCAUAUUCUUCUGAUGGAAAACUUAUUGGUGAUGCUAUUGGGGAAACAACUAGGCCAAUCCUCGCAUAUCCACCUCUUUCUGCUACUACUGUUCGAGCUUAUCUAACUCAGGUAGCCUAUCAGACUGGCAACUACACGUUAGCCAGAGGAGCAUUUUCACCGAUGUGGGAUUAUUUUGUUUCAAAUUCUUCUCCACUGCCCACCAAUGCAGCUGUUAUUUCCGCAAGAAGUACUUUGACUAUAUCUGAAAAGAGGUUACGUUUCGAGGCUGUAUCUCAGACCUCUCCUAUCGCCUUGUAUCUCUUUCUGAGGAAUAUUUUUGCUGUUUGUGACAUUAAUGUCAUGGAAGGAGCACUCUUCUGUGAUUCCAUUUAUUGCAAUGAGAUACUUUAUAAGGAACAAGUUGCUAGAUUAGCAGAAUGUGAGAGAAUGACUGUGGCAAUUGAACUUAGUAAUUUCUUGAAUGAUGCAAGUUACGCACUGCAGUCUGUUGUACAAUGCUAUGGUCUCCUUGCUCCAAUUAUUUAUCACAAGAUUUCUGCAGUGCCAGUAGUUCAGAUUCUCAUUAAGUGCUUGGCUGUCCUUCAAGAAAUUCCAAGUGCUACUUUGCAGAGGCGACAGGCAGGCUGUUAUGAGAGUAUUCAGCAUAUGAUAGCUUGCACUUCAUUUUAUACAGCAAAGGUUCUACGUUCAUUGAAGGAAUAUGAACUAGCAGUGAUUAUUAUUAACUAUGGGAAAAAAUUGUUGGAUUCCUCACAAAGAACCUCACCUGGCCAGUCAGGAGCUACAGAAAGUGAAGAAACGCAUAAAAUUAAGAAGGCUUCUGCAAGGACAUCCCAUUUAGCUGCAAUGGAAAAAGCAACAGAAAAUCUAAGUGCUCUUGAAUCAUAUCUCCUAAGACUGACACAACCAGCUCGUGGAUCAGAGCUUGCGGGACAGGAAGAUCCUUUGUUCCUCUACCCCAUAAUUUCAUGUUGGACAUCAAACACUGCUUAUCGAGAAGUGAUGAAAUUCAGAAAGAAAUCACGUUUUCUUGAGUUCUUUAUUCAAGUUUUGCACAAAAUCCUGAAUGAAGAGAAAUUCCACAGUGUUCUGGAAUGGGCAGAAAAUGUGCAAACUUACUUGAAAAGGAGGAACAACCACAUUCUCUGUAUCAAUGAAACUCCAAGAUGUAAAACAAGCUCUCCCGGUGAGCCUGAGGGCACCAAGAAGUACGCUGUAGGAAUUAAGGAGAAAAGUAUGGAGACCUCACCUUUAAAGAAGAAGGAAGCAUCAGCUUUGAAGAAACAAAGAAAAGAAACUCCGAGUGCUACUAGAAAGAGGCAGACUCUUAGACAGUAUUUUGCAAAACAUCCAAACAUAAUGAAAUCUCCAGAAGCACAAAGGAAUCUUACAGAAGAAUUACAAAAAGUAGCUCGCAACACCUUAGUGGUACUGCUGAAACCAAUUGUGAGUAGUUACUUAAACCAAAAGAAGUUUCAUCAGAUAUGUCUUGAAGAGAUGCCCUGGAGGUCCCAGAUGAAUAUUUAUCUGGCAACUGCACACUACAACUUAUUUAAAAAGAAGCUGGAAGAACAAUAUAACAUUGGAAUUUAUGGUUCGCGUCGUCAAGACAGUUACAGUAUUCUGGAUCCUGAGAUAUUCUCAUUAAAUAAUUCUGGAACUGUAGUGGUGAGAGAAGCUCUGGAGAGUAACAGAAGAGCAUCAAAUCCUCUUCCUCUUGAGAAGUCACCUUCAGAGCUGACCAAAAAACAAACAUAUGGAUCUUCUGAGCACAACACUAAAUUGUGGGGAAGAGAUACACCUCAAACUCAGAUGACAAAUGAUAUGCAAAUAUCCAUCUCACUUUCUCCCAAAGAACGCAAGCAGUUUCCAUCAGAUACCAUUUUAUUGGACCAUUUUACAAAAAUCUUUCUACACUUAAGAAGAGCAGCAGUUCUUGCUCACCGUGGAGGCCACUGGACAUUGCUUCAAAAUGCAUGCAGAGAACUCUGGAACUAUACUCAAGAAUCACAGUCAAUUGCUAACCAUUCCCAUUCCCACAAGGAUGCAUUUCCCAUUACCAGGGAGUUUCUUAGGAACACAGUUUGGUUGCCAUUUUAUUUGGCAUCAGACAUGAUUAUUGAUAUGAUAACUGAACUACAAGCAAGCAAUUCUCUUAAGAUUGUGGAGCCUGAAGGAGAUUUCUGCAUUCCCAGUUGCUUAGGAGGUAUUACUGAUGAGAACGGUGGUUCGAAUCUCCAUCCACAGUCUCCCUUGGAUGAUGUGAAUGUGGUUGACUUGAAAUGGAUAUGUAAUCUGAUUCUUAAAACAUUAGAAUUUUUGUAUCAAAUGAAGAAAUGGGAAGCACUGAUACACAUAGCUGUACAGUUUAAUGUAUUUACACAUGAGAGAUAUACAGAACAAGUGAGUCCAUUGCUGGUGUACGCUCAGAGGCAACUACUGGAAAGGAUACAGCAGUUCAGUGGCCCAGAUAGUCAUGAAUCUCAUUUCACAAAAUAUCUAUCUGAUAAUGCAAAUAAGAUGAGCUGCAGAGAUUAUAUAGGGAAGAAUCUACAGCUACCUUUUGCCCAUUCUGCUAGUGUACUGAUCUUUCCCGACUGCUUUUUGUAUCCUGAGUUGAAAAAUGAUUAUGCAGAUGGCACUCAAAUCAAACCCAUAGUUCAUGUACCUCUUGAUGUAAAGGACACACUGAAAUGUUUUAGAGAAACUCUAAAAAAAUCUAAAUAUCACAGCCGAACAUUGAGACACAGCAGAAAACUGCUUUCACUUUUUCUCGCGUACACACAAGAAAAUGUUGGAAGAACAAUCAGUCAAAUCUCUCCAAAUAGAAGGCUGGAAUUUAAUGUGGGAGCCGAACUGGCGUUUCUACCAACACCGAGUGACCCUUCUCAAGAAAAAUUUAAUUUCUCCAGUAGCAUUGAGAGUAAACCAAUACCACACUCACAGCUUUCAUUAAUUGUCUCUUCCUAUGAACAAACAAUUGAAAUCCUUGAAAUAAACAACCAGAGAGACCUCAAAGUUCAGGCUCUACACGAACUUGGAAAUCUUCACUUUUUUGCUGGAAACAAAAGAGCUGCUUUUAAACAUUGGUGUCAAGCCCUUGAUGAAACACUCAACAUUGCUGAUAUUCUUAACACCUGGCAAGAGUUAGGCUUUCCAAAAAAUGCUAUGGAGUGCUUUGAGGUUGGAAGAUCUACUGAUAUUAGUCAGAAAUUUUUAUCUCAGGCUGGAAUUUGGGGAUGUUUGCAUGCAGCAGUUUUAGUAGCUAAGAUAGCUCAGUAUAUAACAACAUCAAAUGUGAGAUUAAGAACUAAGUAUUGCCUCUUUUCUGCUAUACUCUUUAAGACUCUGUUUAGGGCCUCUCUUCCACAUCCCACAUCUGACUGUGACUUUGCACAGUAUGAAACACAUGUGCUUAUUCCUGGAAUUGACUUGUUCUCUGAUCGCUACAGAGCUGACAUCUCCACCGUAGUUGCAAGUCUGAAUUUCCUUAUGUCUGAAUUGCACUGUGCAAAGCAAAAUUUAACAAUUUUACCUUUGUUCACAUUAUACCAAUACUUUGUUUCUGAGAUUUGUAAGGACCCUGCUAAAUGCAUUGAAGGAAGAAUCUUCAAGAUUAAAGUACUUACAGAUAUAGGAUUUUUUACAGAGGCCUUUCAUGAACUGUAUUUACUUAACUGUGGAGAAAGAAUCCCAUGGAAAAUACCGGCAGGGUACAAAAAAACCGAAGAAACGAAGAGCUUACUGUACUUUGACUCCUCAAAAUCCCUCCUGAGUUUUACAAAUUUACAGGUACUGGAGGACAUAUUUAAUUGGAGUCUGUCUUUAACAGUAGUGCCACUGUGCGACCAACAAAUUAUGAAUAAAUUAAUCUUAGCCAAAAUGCAUUUCAUCAUUUGCCUUUCUGACACAAUAAAUAAUACACCUGAAAAAGUAGAAAAAUGCAUAUAUUCUGUUGAUAACAAGAUGGAUGGAGUUACACCAUCAAAUGAAAAAGUUGAUGCUGUGAAGAAUUCAAGACAACGGGAACAAAGAGACACAGUGAUGCAGCUCAUUAACUGUAAAGCUGAAUUAAAUAUGACCAUGCUGAAGGGAAUUUUGUUAACAGAAGCUGAAGAAAGUCUUAACCAUCUUGUGCAGAACAUACAGGACAAGUAUGAUGGGAAGAUAUCCCUGUGUUCUGCAGAAGAUUUAGAGGUUCUUAUUGAAGCCAAACUUCAGCUUGCAGCUAUUUCUCAGCAGUGGCACCGAGCAGCUUUCAGUGUUGCUUUGGCUUUCUCUGCAAUUCGACUUCUCCAAGAUGCAGAUAUUUUUAGGAUGACAGCAACAAGUUUUCAAGAAAAAAAGGAUAAAAGGGAGAGUUUGGAUUCUUGUGUUGAAGAUGCUCAACAGCUUCACAGUUCUAUAGCAGAAGAUCAUCUGAAUAUACAUCUGUGGCUAAGGUGUCGUAAAAUGUUAGUGACUGCACUAGCAACACAGCUACCCGGUGUUGGUGAUAAGGAAGAAAAUUAUGUGGCUGAACGUAAAAGUAUUAUAAAAGAAGUAAUAUUAGAGGCAGAAGCCUUUGGUGAUAUUGAGACUCAGGCUGAAAUGAUGGUGCAAGCAGCAAUUCUUGACCUGCAAGAAGGAUGUCCCACAGCUGAUAUUGAACUUCUUUUGCAGAAUAUCAUCAGUUUACUCCAAGAGGAUAAAUUUAUUUCUCCUCCAGCUUCUUUGACUCUUGUGAAAAGUAUGCUUCUGAUGACAGAUGUGCUCGCACUGCAAACAGUAGAGAAUAUGGAAAAUUGUUCUUCUGCAGUGGAACCAUUAAACUUACUAAAUUUGGCACAUGAAAUCACCUUGAAAGAAAUUUUUUUUUGCGGAGAAUAUAUUGAACAGCAGAUAGAAGACAGUACAAUGACCUGCCUUGUCCUACCUGCAAAAAAUAUCUACUUGCCCUAUAUAAACCUUCUGGCCCAAGUCAAAAUGAGAAUUGGAAACACAUUAGCUGAAAGAGUAGCUUGCACACCUGAAAGAGAAGAUCCGCUGCAAUGGUUAUGUGCUCUCAAACAUUUAGAAACAGCACUGAAGCUCUGCAGAGCAUCUGCAACAAAAGCAUUAGAUAUGGAAGCUCAACUUCUUUUUCAGAUAGGUAAGGUGGAAUGCCAGAUAACCAAAGCAGGCAGUAACAAGUCAUAUCGAGCUGUUGAAACCCUGCUGGAAGCUAUAAAACUGAGCCAGGAACACGAUCAAAACUUUGAGCUAAUCAGAAGAUCAUACCUUGAAAUAGCACUAUUAUAUUUGCAUUUUGCCACGAAUAAUGAGAAUUUGUCACAAAGAGACAAGAUGGUAGCUUCAAAAUCAGAGAUCUCUGCUGGAGAACUUUCUUCCUCUCCUGGUGAGGCUCUGAAAUCAGAAGGCUGUAAAGUACGAGGUUGGAUUGCAGUAAGAGCAGCCAGACAGGUCAGUGAAGCAGUGGUUGCCUCUCAGCUAUUAACUGGAAUGGAGAGCAUUAAAGAAAACAAUGUGAAGGAUACAGUACAGCAGAAAAUCCCAGAAUUUGCUUCCAUGGAUCUUCUUGCUUCAUACAGAGAUUACUUGUCUGAUGGAUACAAUGUUGUUUGUGGAAGUCAUACAGCAUCUUCUACUGAAGAUAAACAAAUCAUAAAGGAGCAGAAUCAAAAUGAAGGAAUGGAAUGCCUUGACACCAGCUCCAGCCAGAAGAAAGAGAUAAUAACAUGGGUUCACCUAAUUCGAUACCAUAGUUAUAUAAAAGGGCUUUGUCACGCAAACCUAUUUGCUGCCCAUAAAUCAGGACUUGGAUCACUUUCUGAAAGAGAUGGACGCUUGAAUUCUCUUUUUGACUCACGGAUUGUUCUACGUGUUGCAGAAAUGCAUUCCUUUCUCAAAAAACACCUAUUUGAAUAUUCAGUGUGUUGUCUCGAGAGCUUCCCAGAACAGCUACAAGAUUUAGAAGUGUCACAUGGUAGUCCACCUGAUUCUUCAAAGGCGUCUCUUGAAAAUUCUGGAAUUUUGUGUGUGGAGAUAGCUUCUCCAGUUUCUGCCAUCACAGAAGCAGACGGUCAGACAGAGAGUAGGGCAACAAAUGCUUCAAAUAAAGAAAUUAUCAUUCAGUGGUAUAUUCCUCCUCUGGCAAAGCCAACCAAUGAUACGGAGACUAAGAUUUUGCUGCUUUAUGCUUAUAAUACAGAGCCUGUCAAGAUCAGCAAUGUCAAGUUUUUCAGUUCAGUGUCUGUGUUUUCAGGUCAGUUGUGGAUUCCAUUAGCGAGAAUUAUUUCUUUGAGAGAGAAAUUAUCUAAUCUGAAACAUCAAGUUGAAAUGCUGAUGCAAAGUUUGGGAAACUCUUCAGCUGCAGAACCUACAGGUUUUCUUGAACAAAAUGAAACGCUGAAAACAAGUCCUUCAGAAAAAACUGAAAUGAAUAUUGCAAGAGUGCAUCUUGAUGAAAAAACAGAAGAAAUGGCUAUAAGGUGCUUAUCUGAAGUCAAAGCUCUGCUCUCUGCUGUUCCAGUCAUGACCUUGCCAUUAACUGAGAUUCCAUUUGACAUUACUUUGCAAUCAAUAGCAAGUUUGGAAGACAUGUUUGAUCUUGCAAAUGGUUGUACAAUAACUGAAGAAAGUCUUUUCAGUUGGAUCAUUUCUCUUUUCCACUAAAUUCUGUUUUUGCAAUAACUCAAUGAAUUGCUGGUUGUUAAACAUUUUGACUUCAGUUCCGGUCUUAACAGCUUCAUUUGGCUUCUAAUGUGUUUUAUCAUUUUCAUUUUUAGGUCAUUUUCAACUAUUUGAAAAUUAAAUUUUAAAAAUUAAAAUAUGUUUUUAGGAACUAAAUGUACUAAAGGUACUUUCUGAAAAAGGAGAUUAAGAAUCUGUGAGUUUGCUUGUUGGGGAUUUUCUAGCUUUUCAAAAAUUUCAUAUUGAUUAGAAAAGGUAGAUAGGCUUGUAGUGUUCUAGCAUCUCUUAAGAGAUACUGCUUUAUCCUAGAGUUUUAUUCUCAUAGAAUCAUAGAAUGGCUUGAGUUGCAAGAGACCCCCAAGGAUCAUCAAGUUCCAAUGUUCUGCCACAGGUAGGAUUGGCAACCGCUAGAUCAAGUACUAGAUCAGAUUGCCCAGAGCCCCAUCCAAGUUGGCUUUGAUCACCUCCAGGAACAGGGCAUUAUGAGUAAUGUUAAAAUUGGUUUUGUAAUUACAAAAAGGGCCUUUUGGUUUUGAGACUGAGAUUUGCCCUGAGAAUGGUUGUCAAUGGCUUAACGUCUGAAUGAAGACAAGGAUUUGAGCACAGCCCUGCUGAAAAGGACUUGAGGGUACUGGUGGGUGGCAGCUGGACAUGAGGCAGCAAUGUGCCAGAAAGGCACCAUAUCCUGAGCUGCAUCAAAAGCGGUGUGGCCAGCAGGGUGAGGGAGGUGAUCCUGCCCCUCUGCUCUGUGCUGGUGAGAUGUCACCUGGAGUACUGCAUCCAGAUGUGGAGUCCUCAGUGCAGGAGAGACAGGGACCUGUUGGAGUGUGUCCAAAGGAGGGCCACAGAAAUAAUGCAAGGGAUGGAACACCUCCGUGUAAGGACAGACUGAGAGAGCUGGGGCUGUUCAGCCUGGGGAAGAAAAGGCUCUAAGGAGACCUGAGAGUGGCCUUUCAGAAUCUAAAAGGGGUUUACAGGAAGGAAGAGGAGAGACUCUUCAGCUGUCUGUUUUGAUAGGACAAGGGGAAAUGGUUUCAAACUAAAAGAGGGGAGAUUAGAUUGGACAUAAGGAAGAUUUUUUUACCAUAAAGGGGGGGAAGCACCUCUCUGUCCAGAGAGGUGGUGGAUGCCCCAUCCCUGGAGACAUACAAGGUCUGGCUGUAGGGGCCCUGAGCACCCUGAUCAGCUGUAGGUGUCCCUGCUCAUUGCUGGGGAGUUGGACCAGAUAGACUUUAAGGGUUCCUUCCAACUCAAAGACUCUAUCAUUCUAAUUUGUGAUUCUAUGCUUUUUUUUUUUUUUUUUUUUUUUUUUUUGCCUAAAAUCAUCACUGUGUUUAUUCUUUUACAGUUCCAUGUGGAAGCUAGUAUUUGAGACUGCUCUAACUUCUGCCAAAGAAAAACACAUUGCAGAUUGUUGAGGGUUAAAAUGAUUAUUCAGAUGUCUCCAUAACUUCCUUGGUCUGAAAAAAGCCAGUUUAAAAAAUAAGUAUGAUGGUACAUAAGCAACAUUUUUAGACAUCAUUCUAAAAUGCCAACAAAUCCUCUACUUAUGUUGUCACUAUGGCAAAUAUAAUUUUAAAGUUCUGAAGAAACCCUACUGAGUCCUAUCAAUAACCACCUGAGGAUAUAAUAUAUAUUUGUCCCAGAUGGGGAAUUUGGUACAGAACAGUUGAACAAGGCUGAACAAGAAAAUGCUGUAAAGGAGGGGAGAAGAAGAGGGGGAGAGUAUAUUCAACACAGUGUCCAUCUAAAAUGUGUUCAGUAACAGGAAAAAACAGAGAAACAGUUAUGUUUUCCACAGUUUGUUCUUAUUCCUAUAAAAGAGAAAUGUCUGAAUAUAUUUGUGCUGUAUGUGGCUUUUAAAAAUCUGUGCUAUUUAAGUUUGUCUCUCCUUUUCUGAAAUGCUGGAUAGCAGAAAAAUUAGAAGGAUUGAGAUAACAUGAUGAAAAGAAAGUGAAAAAUAGGAUAAUGGAAAGGGAAGGUAUUUCUGUGUGACAAUUUUAAAACUGAGUUUGAAUGCUUAUUUAACUCAGCUGCCUAACAGCCAAUUUGGAGGAGAUUUUCCUCAGCAAUAGCCUUUCAGUUAAAAGAAUUUCUAGUUCUGGAGUUCUUAAAAAAGCAGGAAAGAUAAAGAAAUUGACGUUACUCAUUCUUCUGUUGCAAGAAACAAGUACAAAUUUGCGGCUCUUUCAAAAAGCUCCUUUUGCUCAGUGAAAAGCACACCACCUUUCUUUUCUUUCUUUCUUUUUUUUUUUUUUUGGAGUCACCUUGAGGAUUAUCAUAGGAGUUUUGUGCAGGUUAAUGAGUAUUUGUAAAACACUGCAGGAGCGUCAGGUGAAAAUGGAAGUACUGUUCUAGUGCAGACAGGGUGUUUCUUCAGUGCACCUUGUUCUAAUUCCUGUGUUCAUACUGAAAAGAGAAAUAUUAAAUGAAAUGCUUUACAUAUGCAUUUAAAAUAUGUCACACUUUAAGUUAUUUUUCUGGAAACAACAAAUGUUAUCUUACCAUCUCCUCCAACCCUGCACAGUAAAAUAAUGAUGAAAAGUUGACCUCACUGUAUCCAUAGCAGCAGCUUUUAUUCUCAGAAGCACAGGAUUAAGUAUUCAAUGCAGGUUUCAAAAGGAAAUAUUUAACUUUUUUCUUCAAGCAUAGAAUUAAACUUUUUUUUUUUUUUUUUAAAUCUGCUUGUAAGGAAGAAAGCUUGCAUUUAAACUUUUCCAGUAAUUACACAGAAAAAAAAAAGUAUAAAGCUAAUAGCAAAGUAAAAUGCUUCUUGUUUUAUCUAUUACAGUAGGUGGGUUUGUCCUUAGCAUUGAAUACAGGUAGAAGUUUUUGAUGCAUUAGAAUAGAAUAAAUUUGUGUCAAUGUUGUACUCAGUUAAAUUACUAUGGAAUACUUCUCUGCUCCAACGUCUCCAAAAGCAUUAAAGGAGAAGAGGGAAGG